Molecule: messenger RNA, 2241 nt
Organism: Cynoglossus semilaevis (tongue sole)
Lineage: Eukaryota; Metazoa; Chordata; Actinopteri; Pleuronectiformes; Cynoglossidae
Gene: asb12b
Product: ankyrin repeat and SOCS box-containing 12b
Exons: 5
Coding region: 784-1752 (322 amino acids)
Biological process (GO): protein ubiquitination; positive regulation of protein catabolic process
Molecular function (GO): protein binding
Source: RefSeq, a predicted model, not a curated record
GAAGGAGUCGCUUGUGCGAUCACAAAUGUACUGUCGUUUUUACUACUAUUACUAACCAGCGUUAGCAAAAUAAAACAUGAAAGUAAUAUCGACGACGUAACUAAAAGGAAUCCGGCCUCCGGAACCAUUUGCUACUGGCCCCUGCCAUGAUGCCCCGUGCACAGGGGGCAGUACAUGGGUGGGUUUGGCAGAGGAACAGCUGCCGGGUCUGCUCCUCCACCGCGGCAUCUGACAGUCACGCAGCUGACACUUACAGAAAUGGCUGCCGUGGUGUGAAUCAGGGAGACGGGGUGAUAACAGAACACAUAAGUUCAUUUCCCAUGGAUGAGUCGGUGUCAACGUCCCACUGGGAAACAUCGACACUGAAGGCACCACGGCUGGUGUCUAAACCCUCUGACGUGUUGGUUUGCUUCCUCCUGACAAUCAGUGACAGCAGACAGAGUUCCACUUCUAUCACCUUUCUAAUUAUAAACCUGAGCUUCCACUCUCCAAGAAUGGAAGUUUAGCCAUGCAAGUUGUGGCCUAAAUUUAGGCCCCCAGACUCCAUACACGAAAAUAAACACACAGGCACGCACACACACACAGACAACACACUGCACUUUUCACAGCUCCUGUAGGAGCAUCACACUCUCCUCUCCUACCUUCUUACGCUGCCUCUCAUGUGAUUUGUAAUAGAAUUUUUUUUUCCCUCUACAAUUUUCAAAUUAGUAUUUUUGGAACUAACAGCAGCCGACACCAAGGUGAGAUGAUUGGACAGUGAGUUGCUGUAGCCCGUGUUGAACUAUGGUCCUGGUCGGAGCGGUCAACGUCAACAUGAGUCUGAUGGACAUCUCCAAGAUCUUCUCCCUGCUGCAGCCUAAGGAGGGGGACGAGGACGGGGAGCAGAGCCAGGCCUUGAACAACGCCGUGAGCAGCGACGACGCCGCCCUGCUCUCUGAGCUCCUGUCCCGGGAGGACUACAGGAAGUCCAUCAACGCUCGCAGUGGCUGGGGGGUCCCGGUCACCCCCCUGCGUACGGCAGCAGCUCAGGGUCAUCUGAGGUGCUUGGAGAUCCUGUUGGAACAUGGAGCAGAGGUGGACUGUCUGGACGUCAAGGCCCAGACGCCUCUGUUCACGGCCGUCAGUGGGAAACAUCUGGACUGUGUGCUGGCUCUGCUGAAGGCGGGAGCCAAUCCCAACGGCAGCCCGUACAACAACUGCUCCCCGGUGAUGACCGCCGCUCGAGAAGGCGACGUGGACGUGCUGAGGGAGCUGCUGCGGUACGGGGCCGAGGUGGACGUCAGACCCAAGGUCCCCGAGUGGGCCUCCGGUGGCACGGCCUGCGGGGGCCCGCUUUACAUCUCAGCCGUUUACGGACAUCUGGACUGCUUCAAACUGCUCCUCCUGCAGGGCGCCAACCCGAACUACAACUGCACCGACCAGAGGAUGCUGGCCAGGAUCAAGCAGCCAAAGACAGUCCUGGAGGUGUGUCUCCGCUACGGCUGCGGCGUGGAGUACAUCCAGCUUCUCAUAGACUUUGGAGCGGAUGUUUAUCUGCCGACGCUGAUCAUCGACAAGACCACAAAACAGAACGAGGCUCUGGUGCUGCUGCUGAAGGAGCGAGUUUGUCCCAAAACGCUGAUGUCACAGAGCCGCCUGGUCAUCCGAGGUCACAUCCCGUCCACUGACAAAGACCCUGCCAUCCAGAGCUUGGACAUUCCUCAGAUCCUGAGGAACUACCUGAAGCACGACACCUGUGAACUGACACUGUGACACUCCAGAACUGAACCAGGGCUCUGACCACCUGUGACGGAACAAUCCAGUUUGAACUGGUCAACUGUCUUUCAUUAUUCAGUGUUGUGUUUGUGGGUGGUUGGUUGGGGGGGCGGGGAGGGGUGCAGAGUAAGUUAACAUUUCUUUAUGGUCCAGAAAAUAAAGUUUUUAGUCAUAUUUUUUAAAGAUGAUUUAUCCUGAUUACUCAUUAAUUUAAUUAAAAAAACAACAACAAAAAACAAACUUAGGAAGGUGUAUUACCACCGACGAACACUAGAGACCACACUUGGUCAAAGCUCGAGGAUUCUUAUUGGCUCCUUUAUCCUUUACCCACCGUCGGUCAGACCUCACACACAAACACGCAUUUAAAAAUAAACAUUUUAUGGUUAAGUUUAAAAAAAUGUUUAAAAUUAAUCAAAAACCAACAACCUUUGUGCCGAGCAGCGCGUAAGGUCAUUAUUCUUACCAUUAAACGACGGAAAUACGUCA